Messenger RNA from Neltuma alba, 660 nucleotides. RefSeq names its product photosystem I reaction center subunit psaK, chloroplastic. Gene Ontology annotation, cellular component: photosystem I; membrane. Gene Ontology annotation, biological process: photosynthesis. NCBI's taxonomy places the organism in Eukaryota, Viridiplantae, Streptophyta, Magnoliopsida, Fabales, Fabaceae. The coding region runs from base 86 to 475 and encodes 129 amino acids. The record is from RefSeq and is a predicted model, not a curated record. The transcript is spliced from 3 exons.
UUAUUGUAUCUGUGGCCAAACAACAACCUCCUAGAAAAUCCCAUCGUCAGCAAGAAACUCGCGCAGAGAAAGAGAGAUUUCAGAAAUGGCGACCUCAAUGAUGACUUCCCUCCCUCAAUUCACUGGUCUCAGACCGAAAGUCUCUGUUGCUCCUGUUCAAAACCUGGUUGCUGUGCAGCCCAUGAGGAGGAAGGGACAGGGAGCUUUGGGAGCUCGCUGUGAUUACAUUGGUUCCCCCACUAAUCUGAUAAUGGUGGCAUCAACAACCUUGAUGCUGUUUGCUGGAAGGUUUGGGUUGGCUCCGUCGGCAAACAGGAAGGCCACGGCGGGGCUGAAGCUUGAAGCGAGGGACUCUGGCUUGCAGACCGGUGACCCUGCCGGCUUCACCCUCGCCGACACCUUGGCGUGUGGCUCCGUCGGCCACAUCAUCGGCGUCGGCGUUGUCCUUGGUCUUAAAAACAUUGGUGCUUUGUAAACUAAACUAUACUAAAUUCCCUCUAUUUCUUAUCAUCCGCCCUCUUAAUCUACUCAUCUUCAACUUCAUUGUCUCAUAUCUUCUUCAUUAUUGGUUCCACAUUUCAACCUAUCUUUACGUCUUAGGGACUCAAAUUUGGAAAAGUUUGUCUCUUGGUUUAAAGUUUCUGCCUUUUUCAUAUUAAA